AUGCCCGGCAUUGAUGCCGACUCCUCCCACACCUCCUCCUCGUCGCACUCGUCGCAUGGCUCCAGCUCCAGCUCCAUCAUGGCCAUGGUCUUCCAGACUCAGAGACAAACCCCUCUCUACUCAGACUCUUGGACACCCGAAAGCGCCGGAGCCUACGCCGGUACCUGCAUCUUCCUCGCCAUACUCGCCAUCAUCGCCCGUUGCCUCGUAGCCUUCAAGGCCGUGCAGGAAGCUCGCUGGCUGGACCGCGAGGCUGCCCGUCGAUACGUCGCCGUCAACGGAAAGCUUCCGUUGGCAGAGCAGAUCGCCUCGGGCCCGGAUGCGCGCCGCAUGACACUGACUGAGAAUGGUGUCGAGGAGACGGUGGUGGUUGUGGAGAGGAAGCGAGCUGCUGCGAGACCGUGGCGGUUCAGCGUCGACCCUGUCCGAGCGUGUCUCGACACCGUCAUUGUCGGAAUUGGAUAUCUUCUCAUGUUGGCCGUCAUGACCAUGAAUGUCGGCUACUUCCUCUCGGUCCUGGCCGGCGUCUUUGUCGGCAGCCUCGCAGUCGGUCGAUAUACACAAUCAGUUGAGCACUAG
Messenger RNA from Fusarium vanettenii 77-13-4, 579 nucleotides. RefSeq lists its product as uncharacterized. Gene Ontology annotation, biological process: copper ion transmembrane transport; intracellular copper ion homeostasis. The coding region runs from base 1 to 579 and encodes 192 amino acids. The record is from RefSeq and is a predicted model, not a curated record. Gene Ontology annotation, molecular function: copper ion transmembrane transporter activity. The transcript has 2 exons. Lineage: Eukaryota; Fungi; Ascomycota; Sordariomycetes; Hypocreales; Nectriaceae. Gene Ontology annotation, cellular component: plasma membrane.